GUGCGUAACGCGUCAUCAGCCCGCGCCGUGUCCUGUUUGGACCUGUGAUUUCGAUUCAUCGGUGAUACAGCAGCAGCAGGAUGAUUUCAGCAGCGGUUCUGCGCGGUAUCGGUAGUUUAACCCGAGCAAGAGCCGCAUUCACAGCUCCUCUGGCUGUCAGAUGUUACUCUCAUGCCAAAGUAGAGACAGAUGAGGAGUUCGACUCCCGCUGGGUGACAUACUUCAGCAAACCAGACCUGGAUGCCUGGGAGCUGCGCAAAGGUAUGAACACUCUGAUUGGAUACGACCUCGUUCCAGAACCAAAGAUCCUGGACUCUGCUCUGCGCGCUUGCAGGCGGUUGAAUGAUCUGGCCAGUGCAAUCCGCAUCCUAGAGGCUGUCAAAGAUAAGUCUGGUCCUCAUAAGGAGAUCUACCCAUAUGUGAUUCAGGAACUCAAACCCACGCUCCAGGAGCUGGGCAUCUCCACUCCAGAAGAGCUGGGCAUCGAUAAAAUCUGAGUCUGCUCACAGAUUCCUCAAAGCAGCUAAUAAACAAGGUGUUUGUGAAUUGGAUUGGGUUUUUCUAACUCUCUUCUCACUGUAUGAUAUUCAGGAAGUCAAACUCAGUCCCGUCCUGUAUAAAAAUAAUGGGCCUAAUAAAAAAAAGCAAUACUGAA
Messenger RNA from Labeo rohita (rohu), 655 nucleotides. RefSeq names its product cytochrome c oxidase subunit 5A, mitochondrial. Bases 81 to 497 code for a protein of 138 amino acids. Gene Ontology annotation, biological process: mitochondrial electron transport, cytochrome c to oxygen. Lineage: Eukaryota; Metazoa; Chordata; Actinopteri; Cypriniformes; Cyprinidae. Gene Ontology annotation, cellular component: mitochondrial inner membrane. The transcript is spliced from 5 exons. The record is from RefSeq and is a predicted model, not a curated record.